This is a messenger RNA of Diaporthe amygdali, 789 nucleotides long. RefSeq lists its product as uncharacterized. Bases 1 to 789 code for a protein of 262 amino acids. The record is from RefSeq and is a predicted model, not a curated record. NCBI's taxonomy places the organism in Eukaryota, Fungi, Ascomycota, Sordariomycetes, Diaporthales, Diaporthaceae. The transcript has a single exon.
AUGCCAACCGCAUCCUCGUCUCUUCUCCGCCUGGCCUUGUGCCUGGCCACACUCAUUGUCGUCGCUUCGGCAGAUGGGACGGGCAUCUGGGCAACGCCCCACGACAGCUACUCGUCUUCCAUUGGCGUCCUGGGAUGCAAGAUCAACACGAACCGCGUGGCCUACUGGCCAAUGAGCGUCGAUUGUAACAACAUCUGCGUCAAGCUCAGCUACGGCGACCGCUCCGUUCACCUGCUGCGCAUUGACCAGUCCGGUGGCGCGUACGAUGUCAGCUACGACGCGUGGAACUACCUGCAGACGGGCAAGUCCGCCUCCAAGGACCCAAUCGCCGGUGGCGCCGUGGCGAUGACCUAUGAAAACGCGUCCGCGUCCGACUGCAAGGACUUGAUCCACACGGACGGGCUGCCGCUCAGCGCCGCUAAUAGCAUGAACUACGUUGCGAGCUGCUUGGAGGAUUCGGACAGCUGGGUUGGGAAGAAUUAUGCAUUGUAUAAUAUCGCCGACUCCGUGUGCUCGUUGGGCUAUGAUGAGAAAUGUAAGCUGGACUGGGCGUCUGGGCAGAACCAGGCCACUUGUGAUCACACGCUUGGCUCGCAGGCCGAGCUGAAGUCGGAUCCUGUAUAUAAUAUUCGAUACCCGACCGGAGAAAAGGUCUUGGCCUCUACUAACCAGGUUGUAGGUAGUGGCGCAGGGAGCGUUCGGGGCGAUGUGGCGCGGUUGAGUUUGUGGCGAGCAGAGAUGCUCACAGGCUUUGCGGUCUUCUGUCUUAUUCGUAUAUGUUUGUGGUAA